This is a messenger RNA of Haemonchus placei, 1275 nucleotides long. NCBI's taxonomy places the organism in Eukaryota, Metazoa, Nematoda, Chromadorea, Rhabditida, Trichostrongylidae. The record is from the annotation of a GenBank genome assembly.
ACUGACCCCAGAAAAAAAGUGGACGGAAUACAAAGUGUUGAUGACAACUGCUCGAAUUCGAUUACCGGUGUGACGGUUUCGGUGCAUCCAGUAUGGCCGGACAUGCAGUUCACUCAAGGGGAGCUGUUUUUUGAAUGCACCUUGUUUUUGUACUCGGUCUUGGCGCUUUUCUUGCAAUACCUGAAUAUUUACAAGACCCUGUGGUGGUUACCGAAGUCGUAUUGGCAUUACUCUAUGAAAUUUCACUUAAUCAACCCAUAUUUCCUCUCAUGUGUGGGCCUACUACUGGGAUGGCGAGUCACAAAGUGCUUUUGGAAAACGAUUACUGAGUUGGUCGCAACAAUCGCUGUCGAUCAGUCAACAUUCGUUCAAUCAACCUUAACCGUAAUAGAGUAUGCUAUUGUUAAGACCCCUUUGAUGACGUUGAUCAUCACUAGUUUCUUGUUUAGCUUCACCAGGAUAUGCCACGAUUUUCCUUUCAAUUCUCUUGUCGACCGUUUUGUAGAACCACCCCCAGCGCAACUUGAUCUUGAUUCUGUACUUCACAUGUGCAGUACUAAUCCAGUUCAAAUUCGUGAAGAAGUGUCAUUAUUACUCGAAGAUAUGUAUCUGAGGUUGAAACGAAGUUUGUUCGCAGGUGUUUCGACGGCUUUCUUAUCGAUAUUCCUUCCUUGCGUGUUUGUUCCGUACAAGACAUCGUUAGGUGUACCACAAAAGGUGUUAGUGGAUGAAGCAUGGGAAUCUGAGUUGUGUAUCGUUGUAGCCUUGACUGCCUUCUCACUCUAUAUUACCUAUCUGAUGCCUCUCAACUACCUGGACUUGUUACACAGAAGUGCAGUACAUCUGGGAACAUGGGACCAGAUCGAAGGACCAAAGAUUGGCCAGACAGGACAACGCAGUGCCUUUAUUCCGAUGGCGAAACGGUGCAGUUGCCAGAUGGACGGUGCUAUCGUCAUGACAAAUUUUAUGUUAGUUUACCCUGAACUCUGCAUAUUUUCGAGGUUUUGCGGAGAAAUGCUGUGUGGACGUCCAUGUACACUUAUAAAUGGCAUGUGCAUCUUCGAAGGUGCUCUAAUUGUCUCACAGUUCUGGAUGCUUGUCCUAACAACUGACUGGCAGCAUAUUGUCACAUUAGUACUGCUGAUGUUCGCUAACUAUUUACUUUUAGCGAAGUUGUUCAAGGAUAAAGUGAUUCUCGGCCGUAUCUAUGAACCGUCACCGGAAGAUUUGGCAUUGAUCCAACAAAUCCAUUUGGAAAAUCGGCUAGCACAUUAA